AAUUACCACUUUCGCUUCAAUGCGGAAGAAAUAUGCCACUGCGCGUCUGGAGGCCGUGUAAAGGAUGAUGAUCCCGGGGAGGAGCGGACCGGUCAAUACCAUAAGGUUGCACCACAAGCCAAUUUAUCAUGUCGUUGGGGGUUCGGCUCAAAUAAUCCAACCUACCUAGGUUAGGUAACUUGACAUGACGAAAAGAACCAACACUGGACCAGCAAUAUCCACCGCUAGCUUCGACACACCAUCAUUGGGCCCCAGACGGCUGAUCUCCACGGCGAGCGGACGAGAUUGGCUUCCGUUGCAGCGUCGCAGCGGACCGGGAAGCAGCACCGAAGGCAAGCAGCCAGCCGUUAAUCUGUUCCUAUUGAGCCGUGACACACUGCUGGGUAUUCGACGGUGCUUCCAGAUGUCCCAGAAGGCCCCCAGACGUGCUGUCGCAUGUCGCUCGCCUCAGCGAAUACAACCUCGCCAGUCUCGUGCGUAUAGGCAGGCUGCCGUCUUGGUCCCAAGGUAUCACCCCACGAUAAAUUUAGCCUUCACUGGGCAUGAUUCGCUGGCCUCGUCGCUGUGUGCAGCAAUCGCAUGCCGGCAAGUCGCUGGUUGCCGCACAUUCAUUGUGGUUGCAGUGGCCGAGGCGAGCCACUGGCUCCCAUCGACGCUGCUGAUUCAACAGACUCACGUGAUGGCCCAUGGAGAAGGGCAACUCGGCCCUCGGUCGUCCGUCAUCGUGUGUGUGCCUGUGGUAUGUGUGCGGGCGACGCUCCUUGAUAUGCUCCGAGUCCUCCGUACCCCAGAUCCUAUCGUCCCGUAUGUCUAGACCCAUGACGGUCGAUCAGCCAAUUCGAUCGUGAGUGGGUUUUUGGGGUUUUUCGGGUCUGGGGAAGGCCCGUCCUCUCCGCAUCUUAACGGAGGGAAGACACCGUGACAUUGAGCUCG
This is a messenger RNA of Parathielavia appendiculata, 933 nucleotides long. RefSeq lists its product as uncharacterized. The coding region runs from base 185 to 814 and encodes 209 amino acids. The transcript has a single exon. NCBI's taxonomy places the organism in Eukaryota, Fungi, Ascomycota, Sordariomycetes, Sordariales, Chaetomiaceae. The record is from RefSeq and is a predicted model, not a curated record.